AUGCUGGCCGCCUACGUCUCCCGCGGCGACGUCGCGGAGGCGCGGAAGGUGUUCGACGGAAUGCCGGACAGGGACCUGGUGUCCUGGAACACGAUGAUCCACGGCUACGCGGUCAGCGGGGACGUCGGCGCGGCGCGGGAGAUAUUCGACGGGACGGCGGACCGGGACGCCUUCUCCUGGAGCUCGAUGAUCUCCGCGUACGCCAAGGGCCGCCGCUCCAAGGAGGCGCUGGAGCUGUGGAGGGAGAUGCGGCUGGCGCGUGUCGCGCCGGACUGCAUCACCAUGGUGAGCGUUCUCUCGGCGUGCGGCGACGUGGGCGCGCUGGCCAUCGGCGCGGAGGUACACCAGUUCGUCGAGGACGACAGGGUCGAGGUGGACGUGAAGCUCGGUACUGCUCUCGUCGACAUGUAUGCCAAGUGCGGUGACAUCGAGAGCUCGCUGAGGGUGUUCCGUGCCAUGCCGGUGAAGGACGUGCUCGCUUGGAGCUCAAUGGUUAUCGGGCUGGCCAAUCACGGGCUUGGCCAUGAUGCUCUCGGUUUGUUCUCGGAGAUGACAUCGGAAGGGCUGCAGCCAAAUGAGAUCACCUUCAUUGGAGUUCUUAUCGCGUGUACUCAUGUUGGUCUAGUGAGUGAGGGCAAGAAGCAUUUCAGCUCAAUGAGCGACGUUCAUGGCGUGGCGCCAAGGAUCGAGCACUAUGGGUGCAUGGUGGAUCUUUUGGGGCGUGCGGGCCAUGUUGAGGAGGCAAUGGAGCUAAUCAGGAGCAUGCCGUUUGAGCCAGAUGCAGUUAUCUGGAGAGCACUUCUGGGAGCCUGUCGCAUCCAUAAGAAUGUGGAGAUUGCAGAGGAAGCUAUGGCCAGGUUGAGGGUGUUGGAUCCUCUUGCUGAUGGACACUAUGUGUUACUGUCCAACAUAUAUGCACAAGCAAACUCGUGGGAAGGUGUUGCAGAAAUGAGAAAGACGAUUAGGAGGGAGAACAUUCAGAGGGUUCCUGGAAGAAGCUCGAUCGAGUGGGAGAACACGGUUCACGAGUUUGUUUCUGGUGAUAGAUCACAUCCGAGGUUUGGGGAGAUAUACAAAAUGUUGGAAGAGAUGAUGGACCGGUUGAGACAAGCAGGAUAUAGGCCAAUGACAAGCUUGGUAUUGCAAGAUAUGGAUGAGCAAUCUAAGACACAAGCAUUGGCUGAACAUAGUGAGAAGUUAGCAAUUGCUUUUGGGCUGCUGACCACCCCUGCAAGGUCAACUCUUCGAAUAACAAAGAAUCUCAGAGCUUGUGAAGACUGCCACUCGGCCAUUAAGCUUAUAUCCCUGGUAUAUGACCGGAAGUUGGUUGUUAGAGACCGAAACCGUUUCCAUCAUUUCAGUGAAGGGAAGUGCUCAUGCAAGGAUUACUGGUGAAGUUACAAGCUUUUACCA
Messenger RNA from Lolium rigidum, 1413 nucleotides. Its product is annotated as pentatricopeptide repeat-containing protein ELI1, chloroplastic-like. The transcript has a single exon. Gene Ontology annotation, molecular function: zinc ion binding; protein binding; RNA binding. Gene Ontology annotation, biological process: RNA modification. Bases 1 to 1395 code for a protein of 464 amino acids. The record is from RefSeq and is a predicted model, not a curated record. Lineage: Eukaryota; Viridiplantae; Streptophyta; Magnoliopsida; Poales; Poaceae.